Drosophila erecta is the source of this 4071-nucleotide messenger RNA. RefSeq names its product serine/threonine-protein kinase PAK 2 (gene Pak3). NCBI's taxonomy places the organism in Eukaryota, Metazoa, Arthropoda, Insecta, Diptera, Drosophilidae. Gene Ontology annotation, cellular component: cytoplasm. The record is from RefSeq and is a predicted model, not a curated record. The coding region runs from base 968 to 2677 and encodes 569 amino acids. The transcript is spliced from 2 exons. Gene Ontology annotation, biological process: regulation of MAPK cascade; protein phosphorylation; regulation of axonogenesis. Gene Ontology annotation, molecular function: protein serine/threonine kinase activity; ATP binding.
GAUGUCUUAGUACAAGGUCACACAGUGGAAUACUUGUCAAACUGAGCUGCGGUCACACUUAGUCUGCAAUUUUCAAGAAUUACACACGCGCGGAAGUUUUUCUGCUCUUACUAAAAAACAUCAAAUUGCAACGCAAAGAGGAGCUUAAAAUCGGAAAUUAACCGCUACGUAGGCUUAAUAGUAAAAUAAAGAGUUUACAUCGUAUAUGAUUCGCAUUUAUCGGCACAACUGGUGCGCGUACGACAACAUUAGCAGGCCGAGUGCAGCAGUGCGAUUGCAACGAAGCAAAGGGAAAAAGCAAAGAAGUUAUUAAAAACUUCGGAGUGGUGCUCUGAAAGCGGUUUAGAAACCCAAAUCAGCAAUAAACUUCCGUAUAGUCAUGGAAGACUGGAAGGGCUAACAAAAAAACUAUACGUGAAGGGAGUUUUCGGCCCCGCGUAAGAGCAGCAACAACAACAGACACUGGAAGAACAAGACUGCGACGGCCACUCCUUUUGUGUCCGACUUCGAGAUGUGUGCGUGUUCGUGUCCGCGUCCGCCUUUGUGUGUUGAGCAAUUGAAAACUGGUGAUUGCUGAAUAAAUUAAGGUAGCUAAAUUAAUAAUUAGCAAAGCGAGUGGGGCCAAUAAAAAGUGAAAAUCUUCUGCGUUUUCGUAAAGCGAAAGAAACUACAGCUACAGUUAGAGAUAAGAAGAGCUCUCGCACACAUACACCAAAGCGCAGGCCGAACGAGCGAGUGUGCGUGCUUGUGCAUGUGUUUAUGACUCACGGCUGGUUCAGUGAGAGAGAGAAAGAGAGCGAGAGUGGUGGCUUGAGUAACAGUAACAUUAACAAUACCGAACGCAAAACAACAACAAAUCCGCCGAGCGUUUAGAAUUUCCCAAGUCGAGCGUAACUAAACGCAUUUAAAGAAAAUCCCCCCGCACACACACACUCUCAUACAUAAAAAGAGAGAAAGCCGCUAGAAAAUGAGCUUCACCAAGUGGUUCAAGAAGAAGGGCGGAGAUGGGGGAUCGAUCUCCGAGAUCGGUGCACCCACAAACUUCCAACGACACUUCCAUGUCUCGCGCAACCAGGAAACUGGCGACCUGGAGGGGCUUCCAGCGCCAUGGGUGCGCCUGAUGAACUCACAGAUCACUCGCGAUGAACAGGACAAGAAUCCAGAUGCCGCAUACCAUGCCGUUAAGUACUACAACUAUUCGAUCAAGAAAAAGGAGAACGAGGUCUUCAAGCCCUUCAUCACCGAGGAUGUGAUCCACGAGGAGUCCAAGGAGAUAGAGAACUAUGUCAACUACAAAAACAAGCACAAGUCCCAGGAUCCCGAAAAAUCCGACGACGAUGGCAGUUCAACGGCCACGGAGACGGAAAGCAGCAGUGGUUGUGGCUCCUCGGCAGGUAAUAGCAACAGCAGCAGCAUCAACGACAGCAGCCAGCAGUCGACGGUGCCGCUGGACGCCCUGGAGGAGGUGUUCAAGGAGCUCAAGUCCAAUCUGGAGCACCGUGAAACCCUGAAGGCCGUGCCACAAGAGCCCCCGCCAGUACCGCCAAAAAAGUCGCCCCACACCAUACCGCCCAAGCCGCAAAUCAAGCCAAAGCCUCGUGUCACACAGAAGUUCUCACGCACUUCGGAUAUACGUCGGGAUGAGGACUCCGACAACCAGCACAAGGUCAACACGGACACCAUCAUCAUCAAGCCAGCCGGCGGGGCACAGGAUGCUGGAGCGGAUGAUAAUCCCGACGAGACGAUACUGCGCCGUUCCAAGGAGAAGAGAACACAAAAGACCGACGCCGAGGUCUACGAUGAGCUGCGGAUCAUUUGCAAUCCAGAAGACCCGAGGAAACGCUACAAGACUACCCAGGAGGUUGGCAAAGGAGCUUCCGGCAUUGUUUUCAUAGCUGGCGAUCUGCAGAACGAAUCGCAGGUGGCCGUCAAGACCAUCGACAUGAAGAACCAGUCCUCAAAGGAUCUCAUACUCACAGAAAUCCGGGUGCUGAAGGACUUUAACCACAAGAAUCUGGUGAACUUCCUGGAUGCCUACCUGCUGGAGCCCGAAGACCAACUAUGGGUUGUCAUGGAGUACAUGGAUGGCGGCCCGCUGACUGACGUUGUUACUGAGACUGUGAUGAAGGAACGCCAGAUCGCCUGCGUCUGCCGCGAGACGCUCUACGCGAUAAGUUUUCUGCACGCCAAGGGCAUUAUCCAUCGGGACAUCAAGUCAGACAACGUGCUGCUGGGCAUGGAUGGCAGCGUUAAGGUGACGGACUUUGGGUUCUGCGCCAACAUCGAGGGCGAUGAGAAACGCCAGACAAUGGUGGGCACGCCGUACUGGAUGGCGCCCGAAGUGGUCACGCGCAAGAAGUACGGUAAGAAGGUGGACAUCUGGUCUAUCGGCAUCAUGGCCAUCGAAAUGAUUGAGGGCCAGCCACCAUAUCUAUACGAGACUCCGCUCCGCGCCCUCUACCUGAUCGCCGCCAACGGUCGGCCAGACAUUAAGAGCUGGGACAAGCUCAGUCCGAAUCUUCAAGACUUCCUCGACCGCUGCCUCCAGGUGGAGGUGGACCGAAGGGCCACCGCCGACGAGUUGCUCAGCCAUCCGUUCCUCAACGACUGCAGCGAGGUCAAGGCUCUCGUGCCCAACAUCAAGGCGGCCAAGAAGGUGCUCCGACGCAACGUAUAGUUGCUAUGCAAUCACCGGACGGCCAGGCUGCUCUACGCGUGAUCGGAAGCGGAAUCGGGAUCGGGUUCGGGAUCUGCCCCGUGUGUAUAAUGAGUUUUCAAUGUAAAUUUGUUUUGUGUGGACGAAACCGGAACUGGAACUGGAACAGAAUGCUGAUCGUAGUCUUUGUAGUGUGUACAACCGUAGAAAUGGCGAGAGCAGGACUAGGACCCGUAAACUCCCCUUCGAAAACAGCACGAGACAGCGAGGGCAGAAAGAUGAGCAGACGCCGGAAAACUCGGAAACCGUCGCCAAACCGCGGAUCCAUAUCGCAUCGGUCGAGCAGUUCAUCGACGGCAGGGGGUGGGGUUAUCGCUUAGAUUAGAUUGUCCUAUGGCAAAUUAGCUUAUUUCGUACAUGGCGCAUAUACACAUGUAUGUACAUAUAUGUGACAACGCACACAAACACGCACAUAUGAUAUAGAUACUGUAUUAUUAAAUGUAGAACAUAAGUUUGAUUACUCUUUAUAUACCCGUAUAUAUACAUAAUUGUGAUUUAAGCGAUUUUAUCAAAUCAGCAUUAUGCGACUCUUUAUAAAAUUCGUCGUAGUCAGUAAGUGCAAACGAACCCUAACAGAGAACAUGCAAUACUUGUUGUAAAUUACCAAAAAACAAACAAAAAAUCAAAACAAAACGAAGGCGAUAAAUAUAGCAAGUCGAAAUGAGUGUAACAAGUGCCAUUAGGACUAGAGCUAGCAGCAGCAAGCGACACACCAGCAACAGCAAAAUUAUCUCCACAAUUUAUGCAUUUCCCAUAGAAUACAGAUAUCAAUGCAACAGAUAACUAAUUAGAGACAGCUAGCCAGAGCUUGUAUGUAUAUUAGCUGAUAUUCGCAGUGUGGACGGGAUUGAGGGAUAGGGAUAAAUGUUUGAUAUUCCAUUUUAAUUAGUACAAAAGUAAGACUAACCAAAUCGCCACAAAAGAACAGAUUGAAAUAGAUUUCCUUGUUCCUUCCCUGAGGAUAUUUGCCAUACGCACAAAGAAAAUUGUAAACCUAUCACAAUAGAGAUGUUAUUUAACACCGUAAUGUGUGUGUCAAAGCUAAAGUGAAAUAUUGGAACGAAGAAUGUCCCUAGAGGGAUUAUAUAGAUCAUAUAGAAGUGGUAUACGUACACUAAACCUAGUCCCAUCGGGAAUUAUGAACAAUGCCAAUUGCAGAAGAGAUAUAUUGAAGAACAACAUGGUUUUAACAAACUAUUUUUCCAUUAUCAUUUUAGUUCGAUAUUUGAUGCUAUUGCCCACCACAAGAUCUAUGCGAAAAGUACUUCUAUAGCUAGUCGUCAGUCUCGACAGAUAUUUUACUAAAAAACAACGAAGGCGAAUGACAAAGUACAUUCAAAGAUCUUCCGCCAGCC